Molecule: messenger RNA, 612 nt
Organism: Camellia sinensis
Lineage: Eukaryota; Viridiplantae; Streptophyta; Magnoliopsida; Ericales; Theaceae
Source: RefSeq, a predicted model, not a curated record
AUGGCGAAACAAGAAGGAUGGAGAAAGCAAGGUACUCAGCAGGGAGGAAGGAUACUUGUCGUGAGGCAAAGAGGAAGACAAGGAAUAUGGAGGAAUGAAGGAAGUGCAGGUGUUUUCACUAUAUUUGUGAAUAACAUACCAAACUCAGUGAUUCCAAAGGGGUUCUACAACUUAUUCACUAAGUUUGGUGUGUUGAAGGAUGUGUUCAUGCCGCAAAAGAAAAUAAGGGUUAUUAACACAAGAUUUGGCUUUGUAAGGUUUGAUUGUUGUGUGGCUGCCAAAAUAGUAGUUGAAAAAGCAAAUGGACUAUGGGUGGAUGAUAAGGCAAUUGAGGUGGGUGUGCAAAGACUUAGUAAGGCGGUGGAGGGCGAUGCCAAGGUGGGGGUGGCCUGUAGGGAUCGAAAUACGGCGGCGGAGGUGGACCGGGACACGGUGGUGGCGGACCGGGUGGUCCAUGGUGGUGAUGUGGCGGUGGAGGCGGAGGAGGAGGAGACCAGUAAUAGGGACGAUGACGAUGUGACAGCGGCAAUGGGCCGUAUAAACCUGGUGGCGGAGGCGGCGGCCGUGGCGGACCAUCAGGAUCCGGUGGCGGUGGAUGUGGGUGUCUUCUAA